GAAGAGGAGAGGCAAAGAGGGCCCGAGAGGAAGGGGAAAAAAAAAAACCAAAACAAAACGCCGACCCGGGCUAGCAGGAGGCGCGGCGGCGGCGGCGGCGGCGGCGGCGGCGGCGGCGGCGGCGGCUCGGACCCCCUCCCCCGGCUCCCCCCAUCAUCUCUGCAGCUCUCCGGGCGAUGCCAGAAUAGAUGCCGGGGCAAUGUCCCGCCGCAAACAGGGCAACCCGCAGCACUUGUCCCAGAGGGAGCUCAUCACCCCAGAGCCAGAGCAUGUGGAGCCCAGCAUCCUGGAGGAAGAUGAGGGGCUGGACAUCGAAGAGCCCAGCGGCCUGGGGCUGAUGAUGGGCGGCCCCGACCCUGACCUGCUCACCUGUGGGCAGUGCCAGAUGAACUUCCCGCUGGGGGACAUCCUGGUCUUUAUCGAGCACAAGAAGAAGCAGUGUGGCAGCACCCUGGGCUCCUGCUAUGACAAAGGCCUGGACAAGGGCAGCCCCCCGCCCGCCUCCCUCAGGAAAGUGUCGGAGCCGGUCGAGAUCGGAAUCCAGGUCACCCCCGACGAAGAUGACCACCUGCUCUUGCCCACGAAAGGCAUCUGCCCCAAGCAAGAGAACUCUGCAGGGCCGUGCAGGCCUGCACAGCUGCCCGCGAUGACCCCCAUAGCCGCCUCCUCCCACCCUCCCACCUCCGUCAUCUCUUCUCCGCUGCGCGCCCUGGGCGCCCUGCAGCCCUGCUUCCCUCUGGCCUGCUGCGGCGCGCGGCCCGGCCUGGGGGACGGGCCUCAGGGUGAGGGUCAGACGGAGGCUCCCUUUGGAUGUCAGUGUCAGUUGUCAGGUAAAGACGAGCCUUCCAGCUACAUUUGCACGACAUGCAAGCAGCCCUUCACCAGCGCCUGGUUCCUGCUGCAGCACGCGCAGAACACGCACGGCUUCCGCAUCUACCUGGAGCCCGGCCCGGCCAGCAGCUCGCUCACGCCGCGGCUGACCAUCCCGCCGCCGCUGGGGCCCGAGGCGGUGGCGCAGUCCCCGCUCAUGAAUUUCCUGGGCGACAGCAACCCCUUCAACCUGCUGCGCAUGACGGGCCCGCUGCUGCGGGACCACCCGGGCUUCGGCGAGGGCCGCCUGCCCGGCACGCCGCCCCUGUUCAGCCCGCCGCCGCGCCACCACCUGGACCCGCACCGCCUCAGUGCCGAGGAGAUGGGGCUCGUCGCCCAGCACCCCAGUGCCUUCGACCGAGUCAUGCGCCUCAACCCCAUGGCCAUCGACUCGCCCGCCAUGGACUUCUCGCGGCGGCUGCGCGAGCUGGCGGGCAACAGCUCCACGCCGCCGCCCGUGUCCCCGGGCCGCGGCAACCCCAUGCACCGGCUCCUGAACCCCUUCCAGCCCAGCCCCAAGUCCCCGUUCCUGAGCACGCCGCCGCUGCCCCCGCUGCCCCCGGGGGGCACGCCGCCGCCGCAGCCGCCGGCCAAGAGCAAGUCCUGCGAGUUCUGCGGCAAGACCUUCAAGUUCCAGAGCAAUCUCAUCGUGCACCGGCGCAGCCACACGGGCGAGAAGCCCUACAAGUGCCAGCUGUGCGACCACGCGUGCUCGCAGGCGAGCAAGCUCAAGCGCCACAUGAAGACGCACAUGCACAAGGCGGGCUCGCUGGCCGGCCGCUCCGACGACGGGCUGUCGGCCGCCAGCUCCCCGGAGCCGGGCACCAGCGAGCUGGCGGGCGACGGGCUCAAGGCGGGCGACGAGGACGGCGGCGACUUCGGCGUGGGCGGCGUGGGCGGCGGCGUGGGCGGCGGCCGGCGCCACCACCACCACCACCACCCCGAGAGCGACCCGUCCUCGCUGGGCGCCGAGCCCGAGGAGGAGGACGACGACGAGGAGGAGGAGGAGGAGGAGGAGCUGCUGCUGGAGAACGAGAGCCGGCCCGAGUCCAGCUUCAGCAUGGACUCGGAGCUCAGCCGCAACCGCGAGAACGGCGGCGUGGGCGUGGGCCUGGGCGUGGGCGGCGUGGGCGGCGGCGUGGUGGUGGCGGGCGCCGUGGGCGCCGCCGCCGCCGCCAAGGCGCUGGCCGACGAGAAGGCGCUGGUGCUGGGCAAGGUCAUGGAGAACGUGGGCCUGGGCGCGCUGCCGCCCUACGGGGAGCUGCUGGCCGACAAGCAGAAGCGCGGCGCCUUCCUCAAGCGCGCGCCGGGCGCGGGCGGCGGCGGCGGCGCCCCCGGGGAGCCCGGCGCGCCCGGCGCGGACGACGACGAGGACGCGGCGGGCGGCUGCGGGGACGCGGGCCCCGGCGGCGUGGGCGUGGGCGUGGGCGGCGUGGGCGUGGGCGGCGUGGGCGUGGGCGGCGUGGGCGGCGUGGUGGGCGCCGUCAACGGGCGCGGCGGCGGCUUCGCGCCCGCCGACCCCUUCCCGGGGCUCUUCCCGCGCAAGCCCGCGCCGCUGCCCAGCCCCGGGCUCAACAGCGCGGCCAAGCGCAUCAAGGUGGAGAAGGACCUGGAGCUGCCGCCCGCCGCGCUCAUCCCCUCCGAGAACGUGUACUCGCAGUGGCUGGUGGGCUACGCCGCGUCGCGCCACUUCAUGAAGGACCCCUUCCUGGGCUUCACGGACGCGCGCCAGUCGCCCUUCGCCACCUCGUCCGAGCACUCGUCCGAGAACGGCAGCCUGCGCUUCUCCACGCCGCCCGGGGACCUGCUGGACGGCGGGCUGUCCGGGCGCAGCGGCACGGCCAGCGGCGGCAGCACGCCGCACCUGGGCGGGCCCGGGCCCGGCCGGCCCAGCUCCAAGGAGGGCCGGCGCAGCGACACGUGCGAGUACUGCGGCAAGGUCUUCAAGAACUGCAGCAACCUCACGGUGCACCGACGGAGCCACACCGGCGAGCGGCCUUACAAGUGCGAGCUGUGCAACUACGCGUGCGCGCAGAGCAGCAAGCUCACGCGCCACAUGAAGACGCACGGGCAGAUCGGCAAGGAGGUGUACCGCUGCGACAUCUGCCAGAUGCCCUUCAGCGUCUACAGCACCCUGGAGAAACAUAUGAAAAAGUGGCACGGGGAGCACUUGCUGACUAACGACGUCAAAAUCGAGCAGGCCGACCGCAGCUAAGCGGGGCGCGCGCGCGCGCGGGUGC
Molecule: messenger RNA, 3110 nt
Organism: Sorex fumeus (smoky shrew)
Lineage: Eukaryota; Metazoa; Chordata; Mammalia; Eulipotyphla; Soricidae
Gene: BCL11B
Product: BCL11 transcription factor B
Exons: 4
Coding region: 200-3085 (961 amino acids)
Biological process (GO): positive regulation of transcription by RNA polymerase II
Cellular component (GO): nucleus
Molecular function (GO): RNA polymerase II cis-regulatory region sequence-specific DNA binding; DNA-binding transcription factor activity
Source: RefSeq, a predicted model, not a curated record